AAACAACAUGUACCCGGAAGUAAUGGAGUAUGAACUAAACGCUCGAGUCGAAAUUUUAGUUAUUUAAUUGUCAUCUUUUCCAGGGUGUCAACAAAGUCUGAGUACGUAGGAGAUUGGAGUGGUCCCCUCGCUCACCAGACUUUUCUUCCCUUGACUUCUGUUUCUGGGGGUAGAUAAAAUGAACAACGUGUCCCCGGAAGUUGCACUGCACAGGAUUUCACCGGAGUUGCGACCCUUGCUGUGCAGUGUAGUGCGGAAUGGCCGUGUGGGACUGGACUCCACAAAUUGCCUCCGAGUGACAGACCUCAAAACUGGAUGUACAUCUUUGACCCCAGGUCCUUGCUGCGAUCGCUUCAAACUUCACAUCCCCUAUGCUGGAGAAACCCUGAAAUGGGAUAUUAUAUUUAAUGCCCACUAUCCGGAACUGCCCCCAGAUUUUAUUUUUGGAGAAGAUGCAGAGUUUCUACCUGAACCUUCAGAACUGCCGCAUUUGGUCCAAUGGGAUGCUGGCAACCCAGAUAGCUUGCUCCAGCUUGUGAAGGAGCUCAUCCAGCAAUACCACCACUAUCAAUGUCAGCGCCUCCGUGAAAGCUCCAGACUUCUUUUUGAGUAUGAUAGCCUGCUGGAGGAUCCGAACUAUGGCCGUAAUAUGGAGAUAUAUGCCGGGCACAAGAACAGCUGGACAGGGGAAUUCUCAGCCCGCUUUCUUCUGAAACUCCCUGUGGACUUCAGCAACAUCCCAAUCUAUCUACUCAAGGACACAGCACUGGACCCAGGAGAAGAUGUGGCUCUUCUCUCUGUGAGCUUUGAAGAUGCUGAGGCUACUCAGGUCUUCCCCAAACUCUACCUUUCUCCAAGUAUUGAACAUGCUCUGGGCGGUGCCUCUGCACUUCAUAUCCCAGCAUUCCCUAGUGGAGGAUGCUUGAUUGACUAUGUCCCCCAGAUCUGCCAGUUACUCACCAACAAGGUGCAGUAUGUCAUCCAAGGCUACCACAAGAGGCGGGAGUACAUUGCUGCAUUCCUCAGCCACUUUGGAAUGGGAGUGGUGGAGUAUGAUGCCGAGGGAUUUACAAAGCUUACCCUUCUACUCAUGUGGAAAGACUUUUGCUUCCUAGUACACGUGGAUCUCCCACUGUACUUCCCCAGAGACCAGCCCACCCUCACGUUCCAGUCUGUGUACCACUUCACUAGCAGCGGGCAGCUUUAUUCUCAAGUGCAGAAGUCGUAUCCUUACAGCCCACGUUGGGACGGCAAUGAAAUGGCCAAAAGGGCAAAGGCUUACUUCAAGACCUUCAUCCCGCAGUUCCAAGAAGGAGCCUUUGCCAAUGGGAAACUCUAGUUCCCUGCGGUCCUAUGAAUGUGUUGCUACAUGCCGCUGCGUUCCUGCGUGCACUCCUGUGUGCGCGCGUGGACUUCAAAUCCUGUAAAAACGUAUUCCUAAAUCUGAUGGGCUCUUAAAAAUAUUAGAAUUUGCCAUGGAAAUGCAAGAAGUGCAAAAUCUUCUUUUCAGCACAUCCACCAUUUAAAAAAAAAAUCUGUUUGUUACUUGUUCUAACGCUUCUAAAUUCUCAUGAGAAAAGGCCCCCCACAGACUAUUUGUGGAGGUUUCUGUAUGCUGGCAGGAGAGCUUGAAUGAAAGAGUCAGGACGCAAAGAGCAAAAUUUCUGACUCUUCUACUCGAGCUUAGGCUACACCUUUUGCAUUAGUGACCCUCCAUUGCAAAGUGAGUCGCAAUUUACUCAGCUACAUCCUGAGAUAUGAGGCAAUAAUGGUUCAGUGGGUCAAAACCUUGUGGAUUGUUUCACGUCAUGAAAAAAAAAUUAUCUCAAAAAUAAAGCAAAACAAUCGCUCAUUACUUUAGUCUUGUAGUUGAUAUUCACGUGGAGAAUCCCCAACAUACGGGCGUCAGUAUGAAGCUGACAGUGCCCUUUUGUUCAUUUCAUACUUAUUUGAACCAUUCUACAUCAUUAUGAGCUCAUAUUUGACCGUGAAUCAACAGGAUUUUUCCAAAACAAUUACCACGCAGAGCAACUUGGGAUGACCCAAACACACUUUUGAGUCAUUGGUUUUAAAGCCCAUAUCACACUGAGUGGAGAACGUUUGCGAGUGUUUGUGCACGUAGCGAAUGAUGCUUUUUUUUUUUUUUUGUCGGCGUCAAAUUUUGAACGUGAAUAAUUUCUUUGUGACAAUAGAAACUGUUUGCAACCGUUGCAACUUCUGGUGAACACCUUGGCGACCUUUUGCAACCGUCAACGAACUCGCACGUCUUCGCAGCGCGGUGUGAUACCACGUUAAAUAUCCGCCGAUACCGAGUCCCAUUUUGAUACCUUGGCAAAACAAUCGCAAAAAAAGAGCGUGCAUCCAAAUGAAUGUUUUCACAUCGUUCGCGUCUCCUUGUUGCUCCAAAUACAAUUUACGUUGUACUGCAGCACACACUGCACAGGCAAACAUGCCUCUGUGCCUGUGUGCGUGUGUGCGUGCGUGCGUGUGUGGCGCUCUUACUCUCACUCUGACAGCUACCCCAACAUAAAAAUAAAAAGGAACAUUGUGUAAUGUACAAAGUCAAAUGAAACUAUUAUUGUUUCAUUUGACAAGUUCUUUAUAGCUUUCGAUUAUUGGGACAAUUUUUGACCUUUAAACAUUUAGGAAAUGAAAGAAAAAACGCUCUGCCCUGAUCCCUGAUCAGCUGAAAAUGCCGUGAUCGGAUUGGGACAUCCCAAAUAGCAGCAGCUGCUAUGCUAGCGUUGAUGACCCCAAAAUAUUGGCCUCUGAUUUGUCUAUUUCUGUCUGUUCAAAUAGCGUGAUCGUGAAUAUACACCACCGAGCUGUAGCAGCACAGCUAACCAUUGUGCUUAUGUUGUGGGCCAUGUUGGCAGGGAUGACUUUCCUAUCUAAGACAAUGCUUGGACAUUGAAAACAAGUCAUAACUUGUUUGUUUCUCAACCGAUUUUCAUGCAGUUUACUUUUUUUUGUCAAUUCCAAAGCGCGUGCUAUCAAUAUAUACCAUUUGGGGAGGAAAAAAAACGAAAACAUUUUUACUGUGAAGGUGCAUCACCGUUGCCGUAAUCGUAUGGCGUUGUAUGCAGCCGUAAGCAGCUCAGCGUACGGGCAUCCUUUGACCUUUUGUUUUCUUGACGUCCACACACAGAAUUCACGACUUUGACUCUCCUAGCUUCAUGUCGCCGUAGACACGCAGCUCUAAGCGUGCAUGUCGUAUCAACCUAUUCAUAGCUGUGGUGAUGACGUAAUGAGUAAUAAUGAUGUAAUGAGUAGCCUAGUGCAGUGGUUGAUAUAUCAUUGGAAAGCUGAGAUCAUUCUCUUUUUGAUCAUGCCAAAACCUCAUUAAAAAAAAAAUAUGAGUGAAUGUGACUCAUUUUGCUGUGGCAGGUCACAUUUACGUUGUGUUACCCAAGCACUGUACAGGCUACAGGUAAAACCUUGUCCAGCUGGCGACAUGAUGAGAUGGCACCUUAGCAAAUAACACCUGAGGGAUCCGGCUGAACUGGUUCUAGCUGGUUGUAAAAAAUAAUAGGUCAUUGCUGCGAAGUGUAUUUUUUGACAGAAACUCUGAUGUGAUGGCGUGUAAAAUCUCACGUCUGUGUGCUCACACUAUCUCGCAUUUCUUUUACCUUGUGUUAUGACCUCUCACAGCAAUGCACAGCAGGAAGCCAAUUGAAGGACUCUACGGACAGUAUUAAAAA
Molecule: messenger RNA, 3701 nt
Organism: Hippocampus comes (tiger tail seahorse)
Lineage: Eukaryota; Metazoa; Chordata; Actinopteri; Syngnathiformes; Syngnathidae
Gene: babam2
Product: BRISC and BRCA1 A complex member 2
Exons: 13
Coding region: 179-1339 (386 amino acids)
Biological process (GO): double-strand break repair
Cellular component (GO): BRISC complex; BRCA1-A complex
Source: RefSeq, a predicted model, not a curated record